AUGGCCUUUGAAGAAAAGACCUCGGCCACUUUUCUGAGAAAGCACUUCGGCCGCUGGGAAUUCUCUGCCGCUAGGAAUUCUUCGCCAGCUAAGAAUUCUCGCCCACUAGGAAUUCUUCGCCCACUAGGAAUUGCGCAACUAGGAAUUCUCGGCCACCUAGAUAUUCUUUGGCCGCUAGGAAUUCUUCACAUUAAAUCCGGCCACUUGCUAGACCCAUUCUUUCAGCCAUGCAGCCUUACCCAAUCUCCUAGCCAUGUAGCCCGACCGCAUAUUAGCAAUUCAAUACCUAGCUGCUUAUUCUCCAAAUCUCGAGCCAUUCCGGCUGCAAUAGACUAUAGCCCGGCCGCUCGUGUUUUUGAAAGGUGCCCGAGUUUGGUGAAUUUUCACCACCCCCAAAUAGUUUUAAAGUUGGAUGCUCUCUUCUACUAA
Messenger RNA from Prunus armeniaca (apricot), 429 nucleotides. NCBI's taxonomy places the organism in Eukaryota, Viridiplantae, Streptophyta, Magnoliopsida, Rosales, Rosaceae. The record is from the annotation of a GenBank genome assembly.